Molecule: messenger RNA, 4984 nt
Organism: Varroa destructor (honeybee mite)
Lineage: Eukaryota; Metazoa; Arthropoda; Arachnida; Mesostigmata; Varroidae
Product: glutamine--fructose-6-phosphate aminotransferase [isomerizing] 1-like
Biological process (GO): UDP-N-acetylglucosamine metabolic process; fructose 6-phosphate metabolic process; protein N-linked glycosylation
Molecular function (GO): L-glutamine:D-fructose-6-phosphate transaminase (isomerizing) activity; carbohydrate derivative binding; ubiquitin binding
Source: RefSeq, a predicted model, not a curated record
GAUAUAUACCUUCGAGCUGAUUUAGAGGCAAAAAGUAAGCAUAUCCAAUAGUAUCAAGAUAGAAUGAGUAGAAUCAGUAGAACCAAUAGAUCGAGAAGGAUCGUGUAAUAUUAAUAGUCGGUAAACUGGAUUCUAUCUUUAAGUACGAUGUGACACUCGGUAUAUUUAGAUAUUUUACACAAUAGCGACAUAAUAAUAUUCAAAUUAUAUAAAAAUAUGUCUUGGGAAACUACAAAGUCAAAGGUCUGUUGGCUCCUAGGGCAUCGCGUAACUCAAUCUCAGUUUCAAAGUUCGUUGGCAGACUGUUGCUUUGUGAUGAUCCGUUUUGACAGCUUUACCAUCCCUAUGGAUAUCAUUUGCUUAUUCGAGUCCGCCCGAAACGUUGAAAAGACUUGUCAGGCUGCAGCUGCAGCUGCAGACUGGACGCAAAAGAGACAAGGUGAAAAUUCCCGCAACAGAAACAGGUCGCGGUAACGUUGCUGAUAAUCGAUGGCAGUAGUGCAUAGAGCAGGGGGGCGAUGAAUAACUGCGUUGGUUUGUUGUUUGAGGGCGAGGGCAGAAUAGGGUAGGAUGCCGUGGGCACACACAUAUAUAUAUGUGUGUGUGUCUGUGUUGGUAAGCUACGGCUGCCAGAGUUCUGAGAGGAGGGGCGGGACGAGUGUCAACGGGAAUAGGGAACGAAGCAUACGGAAGGGCCGUUUACUUCCACUUGUGUCGGAAUCCCAUGCUCACAGGAGGCGAUUCGAACAACCGUUAGUACGAUUUAGUACGAUUGGUUAAAGAUAGCACCGAUUUGUUUUCGAGCGGUGUGAAACAGCGCAUAAACAGGACACGGAACGGCUGAGAAGGUGCCACUAGGAUCAGAACAAGGGAGAACGGAAACGAUCGGCGUUCGAACUACCGCUGAGUUGCAAGCGCUAAAACAGCCACCGUUGUGUCAGCGACUCAUUACAUUAGUCUCCGAGCGGAGAAGCCUAUGGUAUUUGUGUGCCAACUGAGCAAAAAAGUUACUAGUUGCCUUUGCAGUUUGUAAAGGUGUUAAACAAGAACAGAAUUGAGCCAGAAGCUGCCGCAGUCACCGUCAUCGUCGCCGUCAAGGCCGUCGCUGUCACAGGAAUAUUGCCUAUGUGGUCGAAGCAUAGCCGGGAACAUGCUGUACAUUAAACAGCUCAGCAGUGCCUUACGGUUAUGUAGUGGGUGGCCGAAAAAGGCCGAAUAAGUGACGACCUUAGUGAGCUAGCACGCAGCAAGUACGCGGGCGAACACAAGCAAGCAAGCAAGCAAGCCUCGAUAGCUGUACGCACAGAAAUGAAUGCAAAUUAAAUUGGUAGAGAAAAGCGACCGGAGAGAGAAUGGUGUUGGAGGUUGUGAUGGCCGUCUAUCACCUACAAUGUGACGAAGAUUAGUAGCGCCGUAAAAUGAAUCUUAACACUGGCUAAGUGAUGAAGGCACAGUAUCGUUGUGUGUGUUCGCCACCACAGUUGCCAUAGUGGAUCGGCUAGCAUCACUCCGACCCCAUAUUAGUUACUGUUACUUCUACUGGGCAUCACGUCUGUGCUAGGUAGAACUGGUCAUUCUGUACAAUGAGCUAGUUGGCUAACGGGAGGAGACUGACAAGCCCCGUCAACGAACGAUCUGCCGGCUAGCUAAUGAGCGAGAAAGAAGGUAAGUGGGUGGCAGAGCUUUUACGGAACGCAAAGUCGCUGCGACUAAACGGUCCCUUACGGAUAUGAAAUACGUGGACAUCGGACGUCAAAUUCGUCGGUUUUUCCUCCUCCGCCGCCGCCGCCGCCGCUGCCGCCGCCACGGCGUCACGAUCCCCAACGGUACGCACAGAACUACGGCAGCAGCGGCUGCAGCAACAGCAGCGACAAAAAUGCCAGGCGCUGGUGUCGCGUAGAUCCACUAUCACUGCUUUGUUGGAUCAGUUAGCCGGCGAAUCAGGAAUCGCACAGACGGACGUCUGCCACACUGGCUAUUCACAAAUUUGCUGCUUUGAUUUUGCGAGCCAGCUGCAUUUGGUUCUGUCCCGUUUUCCAGUUAAAAUUAUCACAUCAUAACCGUCAGCGCUUCUAAGAUGGCUAAUUUGACUUUCAACAAAAAGUAAAAAUUGAAAGUGAAAGAAGGCAGUUGCAUCCAAACUGAAAGAGUCUGCUAAAAAAUUGCGUUUGGCGGUGCUUCGUUGCAGCUCUUUUCGGAGGCGAAACAAAUCGAGAGUUUAAGCGAGACGGGAACGAAAGUGACAGACUUUUCUAUUAGUUACCAAGAUAUAGUGAGAAGGGUGAGCUGACAAGGCUGCGACGGUCGAUUCAUUAAGUGCAACACCGAAAAAAAACUAUUGCGCGACAAUGUGUGGGAUCUUCGCUUACUUGAAUUACCUUGAGCCGAAAACUCAAAAAGAGAUCUUGGAGUGCCUGGUCCGCGGUCUCAAGCGAUUAGAAUACCGUGGUUAUGAUUCCGCCGGUCUGGCGUUUUGCGGCGGGCAAAGUAAUUCUCAGGUAAAAGUGGUGCGAAAAGUUGGUAAGGUAGCAGUGCUUGAAGAGGCUGUCUUCCAUGAUCAGGACAUCGACUUCGAUUGCUCUCUCGAUACGCAUCUUGGUAUUGCCCAUACCCGAUGGGCCACACAUGGCGCUCCUUCUGAUUUGAAUUCACAUCCACAUAGAAGUGACAACAACAACGAAUUUGUUGCUGUACACAACGGAAUUAUUACUAACUACAAAGACAUCAAACAGUUUCUGAUUCAAAAAGGCUAUGAAUUUGAGUCUGAUACGGACACGGAAGUCAUCGUGAAGUUGGUACGCCAUUUGGCUGAUACACACCCGGAAUUAAGCUUUCGAGAGCUUAUCGAACAGACCAUCCAACAGAUUGAAGGGGCCUUUGCUCUAGUUUUCAAAAGUUCUCGUUUCCCAAAUCAAUGUGUGGCUGCCAGGCGAGGUUCUCCCCUGCUUGUAGGACUUAAGACCAAGGAGCAGCUUUCGAGCCACAUUCCGGUACUCUACGGAAAGGGGUGUGCAGUUAUCAAGGCUGGGAAUGCGCCCAUCGGGUCUUGGUCAAUCCACAAAGUGAGGUCUGACUCAACUCCUGCUCCGACGCCUGUUGGUGGAAUCCAGCGAAGCCAAUCAACUACUGACUUUGGUCCUGAAGGAGAAGAUAAAAGAAUUGAGUAUUUUUUUGCCUCGGACGCUUCAGCGAUUAUCGAGCACACUAAUCGGGUUAUUUUUCUGGAGGAUGACGAUGUCGCGGCUGUACGUGAUGGCCAUCUUACGAUCCAUCGAGUCAAGCGAACGCUAGAUGAGAACGUCAACCGAGAAAUCAUUACUCUUAGGAUGGAAAUCCAACAGAUCAUGAAAGGGAAUUUCUCGUCUUUUAUGCAGAAGGAAAUAUUUGAACAACCGGAAUCGGUGAUCAAUACGAUGCGUGGCCGAGUCAACUUCGAGAACUCGCAGGUCGUGCUGGGAGGAAUCAUAGAUUACUUACCGGAAAUCAAGCGUUGUAGGCGGCUACUUCUUAUAGGGUGUGGAACUAGCUAUCACAGUGCUGUAGCGACUCGACAAAUCCUCGAAGAACUGACAGAGCUGCCAGUGAUGGUUGAGUUGGCAUCGGACUUCCUAGAUCGUCAUACUCCAAUUUUCCGUGAUGACGUAUGCAUUUUUAUAUCGCAAUCUGGAGAGACAGCCGAUUCGCUUAUUGCUUUGCGCUAUUGUAAAAACAGAGGUGCAUUAAUUGUCGGUAUCACUAAUACAGUGGGUAGCUCUAUUUGCCGCGAGUCACAUUGUGGGGUUCACAUUAAUGCUGGACCAGAAAUUGGCGUGGCCUCCACCAAAGCGUAUACCUCACAGUUCAUAUCACUUGUAAUGUUUGCUCUGAUGAUGUGCGAAGACCGUAUCUCGAUGAAGCCACGUCGCGAGGCUAUCAUCGAAGGUCUUAAGAAGCUUCCCGGUCAGAUUAAAACCGUCCUUGCCCUCGAUAACGAAGUCAAGACUCUCGCGGAACAUCUUCACCACAAUAAGUCGCUAUUAGUUAUGGGUCGAGGCUUCAACUACGCUACCUGCCUGGAGGGAGCACUUAAAAUUAAAGAACUGACGUAUAUGCACUCGGAAGGCAUUCUCUCAGGCGAGCUAAAGCAUGGACCCCUGGCACUUGUCGACGACGAAAUGCCCGUAGUCAUGGUGAUCUGCCGAGACGCGGUCUACAAAAAGUGCAUCAACGCACUCCAGCAGGUGAGUGCUCGGGGCGGAAAGCCGAUAAUCAUCUGUGAGCAAGAGGAUGAAGAUACCCGGUCAAUGGCCUACAAAAGUCUUCAGGUACCGGGCACAGUCGACUGUUUACAAGGGAUUCUGACUGUAAUUCCACUCCAGUUGUUAUCGUAUCACAUUGCAGUAUUACGUGGGUGCAACGUCGACUGCCCAAGAAACCUGGCCAAGUCUGUCACCGUUGAAUAAAUGUAUUCAACAGAAAAACCUGAAAAUGACAGCUGAUUCUGAUACAACGCCGACUAUAUUAAUUAUCCACUUAGUACUCCACCGAUAAUCAUGCAUAAGACACCUGGAAGUUUAGUGAAACCUUGAAUCUUUUUCAGAAAAAAAGUGAAAGUAAUGAUGAUCAUGAUGUAGUGAUUUGAAUGAGACUGGAUCAUUUGACAUGAAAACUCCCAACCAAUGACAAUCCUUUCUCGUUCUGGUCGUCGUUUGCAGAAGUUAGCGGUACCAUUCAUACCAUCAGUACUAAGUAUUUUGUAGAUAUUAGAUACCAAUUAGCCGUUGUGUUUACGUCAGUAAAUUGUAUUGGCUGAACGAGGGGUUGCCAUCACACGAGACAAAAAAGAUACGUUUUGUGUGCAUUUACCGUGACUCUGUGCCCCUGUUUUGUUUUAUGAGACUUCGGUUGUAGUGUUACUGCUAUUCAAAAGAACUGAUGGAUCACGGAGCAUGUUUGCGAUAAUUCUUUAGGCACAAUUCGGAGGAAACGAUGGCGUUUCGCUUCC